UUUGAGCCUGAAGGGAAUGCCUGCAGCUUGACGGACAGUACCGCAGAGGAGCACGUGCUGGCGCUGGUGGAGCACGCAGCUGAUGAAGCUCGGGACAGGAUCAACUGGUUCCUCCCAGGCGGCAAGGAGACGUUCUAGACCCAGUGUCUUCAGUGGAAACGGAGCACAGGCUGUCUGCAGUCUCAGGCUUCCUAGCAGCCCUGAUAAGAGAAGUAGAGCAAUGCAGGUGACAUUAAUCCUUGCAGGUUUCAUUUCACCUCUAUAUCCAACAUUUUAUCUCAACAUGUAGUCUGUAGAAAACGUUAAUUUGAGCUUUAUGGGUUUUUUUCAUAUUAAGUCUUCAAAAUGCACAUGGGAUGGGAUGUAAAGAAUGCUGAAGUGGGGGCAUUUCAGAGGUGUCUGCUUCUGUUUGCCUGUGCCUGCUGGGAAGUUGCAGUGGUCUGUGUGGCUUGUGUGUUGCAAGGUUGCGGUCUGCGUGGCUCACGUGUUGGGAGGUCGUGGUCUGCGUGGCUCACGUGUUGGGAAGUUGCAGUGGUCUUUGUGGCUUGUGUGUUGGGAGGUUGCGGUCUGCGUGGCUCACGUGUUGGGAAGUUGCAGUGGUCUGUGUGGCUUGCAUGUUGGGAGGUUGCAGUCUGCGUGGCUCACGUGUUGGGAGGUCGUGGUCUGUGUGGCUUACGUGUUGGGAAGUUGCAGUGGUCUGUGUGGCUUGUGUGUUGGGAGGUUGCAGUCUGCAUGGCUCACGUGUUGGGAGGUCGUUGGCUGCGUGGCUCACGUGUUGGGAAGUUGCAGUGGUCUGUGUGGCUUGCAUGUUGGGAGGUUGCAGUCUGUGUGGCCCGUGUGUUGGGAGGUUGUGGUCUGCGUGGCUUGUGUAUUGGGAGGUUGUGGUUCACGUGGCUUGCAUGUUGGGAAGUUGCUGUGGUCUGCGUGGCUUAUGUGUUGGGAGGUUGUGGUUUGUGUGGGUUGUGUGUUGGGAGGUUGCAGUCUGCGUGGCUUGUGUGUUGGGAUGUUGCUGUGGUCUCUGUGGCUUAUGUGUUGGGAAGUUGCUGUGAUUUGCGUGGCUCGUGUGUUGGGAGGUUGCAGUUUGCGUGGCUUGCGUGUUGGGAAGUUGCUGUGGUCUGUGUGGCUUAUUUGUUGGGAGGUUGUGGGUUUGUGUGGCUCAUGUGUUGGGAGGUUGUGGUCUGUGUGGCUCACGUGUGGGGCGGUUGCUUGGCUCGCCUGUUGGGAGUUUGUGGUUUGCAUGGCUUGUGUGUUGGAAAGUUGCUGUGGUCUGUGUGGCUUAUCUGUUGGGAGGUUGUGGUUUUUGUGGCUUGCAUGUUGGGGGGUUGUGGUCUGUGUGGCUCACGUGUUGGGAGGUUGUGGUCUGCGUGGCUCAUGUGUUGGGCAGUUGUCUGCUUGGCUCACGUGUUGGGAAGUUGUGGUCUGCGUGGCUCAUGUGUUGGGAAGUUGUUUAUGUGGCUUGUGUGCUGGAGGUUGUGGUCUGCGUGGCUUGCACUGUAGUUCUUUUGGACAGCCUUGUUCUGCAGUCUGUGCUUCAGCCCUGGAAUUGCCACAUUCUCCAAGAAGCCCUGGUUUCUUGACUAGAGAGCCUUGUUUAGAAGCCAGGACCUGGGUUCUGGGUGAAGCCCUCUGCAGAUAGAGCUGGGAGAUGCCUGUGGUGUGUGUCUGCACCACAUACAUGGACACUGUGCAGAAGGAUUCUGUUGGCACCUGUGUUUACAUGGGUUGAAAACUGUUUUUACAUGGAAACUUCCAGUUCCCUUGUGCCCCGUGGGUUCCCGCUUCUUCCCUUUCAGUUUUGUGUCUGCACCGUGAGGACUUGACUCCUAAUCUACGUAUCAACUCCGUGUCCCAUGGCAGCUGACCUUCCGCCUCUCCCCCAGGGCCCUGCUCCUAAUCUGUGUAUCAACUCCGUGUCCCAUGGCAGCUGAUCUUCCACCUCUCCCCCAGGGCCCUGGCCCUCCUGUGGGCUCUGAGACUUUGCAUGGAUCGGCGGUGGGGAGCUGCCCCCACACAAACGUCCGGCUCUUCUCAGGCCAGGUGGCUGCCCUGACAUGGCAUGAUGUCCAGCGCAUGGACAUCACCCUUGCACUGGAGCCCAGCCAACCCCUGCAUGACAGCCCUCUUCCCCCUUGAACCCCAAGUCUGCACACACCAGUGCCUCCUCUUCCUGGAUCCUCCUGAUGGCUUGUACACAGAACUGGGGUGUGGGUGGUGGGUUUUUAAAUGAAAACCGGUCCACACAUGCUUGAGAGCUGGAGCCGCCUGCUGUCAAGGCAGUGCCAUGCUGACCUGCUGACCAUUCCAUUUUGUCAAGGCUCAUGAGCAAUUUUAAAUGUUUACUUGUGGGCAAAGGUUUUUGUUUCAGCUGUACCCCCUAUAGCAGGGCCACGGGGAGCCGAAGAGGUUCUCCUUGGCACCUGUGCGUGCUUUGCUGUUGCCGGUGAGUCUGAAAUUCCAGGAAAUGCCGUGAGGGGCCCUCUGGCGUUUGUUCUUGGACAAAUGUGCUUUCAUCCCCAUUAAGCCCUGCUUGUUGACCUUCAUUUCAUUUGUGCUGCGCUGCCCCUCCUGAGGGACAGACGCUCAGGCAGUGCUUCCUUCUAGAUGGGCUAUCUGAAGAGGAAUGGGGACGGGAGCCUGCUCUACAGCGUGGUCAACACGGCCGAGCCGGACGCUGAUGGCGGGUGCCCGCUCAGGGCUGGCUUUAUGCUCUCUGUACACUGUUUUUUGGGCCUCCGUUGAUAAUCUGUAAUGAAAAGCUGAGCCAUGGCCAUGGGGCAGCAUGAGAAGCUGCCCGGCUUCCCGACCUUGCUCGCACCCCAACGUGACACGUGAGCCGAGUGGAGGCGUGGACGGCCAUCUCGCGGGGCGGGGCUGCUGGUCAGACCUCGGUCAGGGCUCCUUGGGAGCAGCGGGACUCGAGCCACGUUCCUGAAAAGCUGCCGAGAGGCCUUUAAGGCCAAACCUCACUAGCAUCAGGAAGGGUUCACAUCCUGAGCUCAGUCUUCAGCAAAGACCGGAGUGCUGGCCCACCCUGCUCCUUGAAUCUGAAAAGCAGUCUUAGAAGAGCUGUUAGAUGAUGACGUCAGGACAGUGUUGAAGGAUGGCGCGCACUAGGCCUGUCCAGCCCGUCAGGGGUGCUUUGUUGGCCUGGAAGUAAUUAAGAGGCUUGUCCUUUGAACGAAAGUGUGAUCACUUGGGUUUGAAACGCACUCGCGGGCUCACAUGAGGAACGCGCAGCCCGGCACGGGUUGCCUCUCGAUUCCCGCUUCCCUCGCUCUCACCCGCAUGCCUGCUGGUGGUCUUUCACCCAGCUCCACCAUGCCAGCGUGGUUUUCUCCAGUGUGUGAAGGAUAGAAACGGGCUGAUCUAUAUAAUCUUCAGCUUAUUUUCCUAAAGAGGAUAGACCGUUGAUCCAUAUUUAGCUUAUGAGAGUGUUGAGACCGAGGCACCGGUUGGGAACUGAGGAACUCCUGCUCUGAUCCCAUGAGUGGUGUGUGGGUGGUGACUUGAGCAUGGCAGACAUGCUGUCAGAUGCACGCGCUCCGGGUUGCACAUGCCACCGUUUCGCUGUUAGAGCACGCAGGACAAGAUUUCUUCUUGGAGUUGUUGAGUGAUCCAUUUGAAAAUGUUCUCAAAGUAUUGCUGGUGUGGUGGCCAAAGAUGUGGUAUUUUUUAUUGUGUUGACUUUGGGGUGAUAAAGAAAUGAAAUUGAAAUGCAGUUAGUUUUGAGAAUGGUAGUUGGCUUUCGCAAAUUUGUUUUCAGGUGAUCAUUAUAAAAUCCCCCCACCCGCACCAAUCACAUCCACUGUGAUGUGGAGAAAGGGCUCAUGGCACUGCACUGGGGCACCGCGUUGGGGUCACACCUGCCACUCACGGCCCGCCAUGUCCGUGUUGCAGAGGAGGAGACCCACCCGGUGGACUUGAGCUCGCUCUCCAGUAAGCUACUCCCAGGCUUCACCACGCUGGGCUUCAAAGACGAGAGAAGAAACAAAGUCACCUUUCUCUCCAGUGCCACUACUGCGCUUUUGAUGCAGAAUAAUUCAGUAUUUGGCGACUUGAAGUCGGACGAGAUGGAGCUGCUCUACUCAGCCUACGGAGAUGAGACAGGCGUGCAGUGUGCGCUGAGCCUGCAGGAGUUUGUGAAGGAUGCUGGGAGCUACAGCAAGAAAGUGGUGGACGACCUCCUGGACCAGAUCACAGGCAGAGACCACUCUAGGACGCUCUUCCAGCUGAAGCAGGAGAUGUGGAAGAGGUCUCAGGAGUUUUCAAGGCCACAUCCAUCAGUGCACAUUGUGCUUAUGGAAUCUGUGAUGUCACUGCCUCCCCCGAUGAAAAUCAGCCCUGAAUCUGUUUGCCUUUAGGAUUUAACA
Molecule: messenger RNA, 4370 nt
Organism: Gorilla gorilla gorilla (western lowland gorilla)
Lineage: Eukaryota; Metazoa; Chordata; Mammalia; Primates; Hominidae
Product: bromodomain-containing protein 9-like
Exons: 5
Coding region: 3828-4361 (177 amino acids)
Biological process (GO): regulation of transcription by RNA polymerase II
Cellular component (GO): nucleus
Source: RefSeq, a predicted model, not a curated record